Stegastes partitus (bicolor damselfish) is the source of this 1115-nucleotide messenger RNA. Its product is annotated as CMRF35-like molecule 1. NCBI's taxonomy places the organism in Eukaryota, Metazoa, Chordata, Actinopteri, Pomacentridae. The coding region runs from base 375 to 1115 and encodes 246 amino acids. The transcript has 5 exons. Gene Ontology annotation, cellular component: plasma membrane. Gene Ontology annotation, molecular function: transmembrane signaling receptor activity. The record is from RefSeq and is a predicted model, not a curated record.
GUCGACAUCAGUGGGUUCAAGAAGCGCUUCAGAUCAUCCUGGAAGUCAAUGAGAAGAAGCUGAAAAAGGAGUGAUGUGAUCGACUCUUGAUUUGGGUUUGAGCUGGCAGUUCUGUAUCGUCUGCAUUAAAUAGAUUUUUAGGUUUAGACAAGUAAAAGAAAUGUAAAUAGGAUUUGUCAUUGCAUAGUUUUCAUGGUUUAGUACACAUUGAAAUAGCUUUAUACAUACCGUUAUGGUUUUAUGUAUAACUGUAUGUGGGCCUGCGAAAAGCAAAGGGAGGAGCGUUGAUCUGAGAGGAAGAGGAAGUUUUAAAGAGUGUUAUAAAGAGUGUGGUUGAACUGACCUGAUAGCUCCUGUACACUUGUUCUCCCUCAAUGGUUAAAAUGUGUUUGUUCGCUUGUCUGCUUUGUGUCCUGAUGAUUGUGGAGACGGAGACUCUCACCGUAGUAGGACACGUUGGGAAAAAUAUAACAGCUAUUUGUAGAAACCAAAAUUUUGGGGGAGAUGUAAAAUCUAAUGAUAAAUACAUUUGUAAAAGUCCAUGUAAGAAAGACAAACACAUCAUCAUCAAAGCAAAAUAUAAAGAAGCUAAAAAAAAGGACAGAAUACAGUUAUUUAAUGGACCAGAAGGUUUAUAUGUGACCUUCAUUAAUCUCAAAAAGUCAGACGCCGGAAAAUAUUACUGUGGAGUUGAUCAGACUGGUCCUGAUUCAUAUAUAGAGCUGAAUCUUAAAGUUAUAGAUGGUCCUACAACAGCUGUCGACACAGUCACUGUAGUGUCUGCUGUGUCACUUGAUGUUAUAAGAAGCUCCACCAUCCCUACAACCGAACUGGAUAUCUUUACUGAUUUGUCUGAUUCAUACACAACACUUUGUACGACACCUACUGCAUCAGCUUCACAAGGAAGUGGAAGUGGUGUGUACGCAACUAUUGGUGUCAUUGCCAUACUAACCACACUGAUCAUCCUGUGGAGACUUAUGAGGAGACAACUGAAAGCUGUGUCAAGUGCUGCUUCUCCACAGGACGAUGCACAAGAGGUAAGUUUGUUUGCCUUUCUUUUAUCCUUAUAUAUUUUAUGCUUCUCCUUUGAUUAUUCCAGCAGCACCAUGUCUUGA